GCAGCAGAUUGUCAGUUCACACAGAGAUCUGCGGACACAGGAGAUAUCUCCGAUCAGACCAGCUCGUAUCCCGUAGCAGACCAAUUCAUUCCCGUUGGUUUUUCUUUUGGAGAUAAUACAGUAGUUAAAAACAGACAUCCAAAGAAAUCAGCAAAGUUAAAUACUAAGAAGGGAAGGAAGAAGAAUGGGGCAGAAAACGCCAUUAAUAUUGAUGACUUUAUUGUCUUAUUGCGUCUGGAGAGAUGAGGCUCUGGCCAUGACGGAGGUGAAUGGACCUGUUAGUCCUCAUGUGGCAGAACCUCAGAUUGCCAUGUUUUGUGGUCGUCAGCUUCUACACAUGAACACUGAGAGUGGACAGUGGGAACCAGAUCCUCAGGGGCGACAGGGAUGCUUCACCCAGCCCAGCAAGAUCCUGUCAUACUGUCGGGAGAUGUAUCCAGGACUGCAGAUCUCCCAUGUGGAAGAGUCUUCAUCUCCAGCGACUAUCCCAGGCUGGUGUAAGAAGGGCUGGGGUCACUGUCAGACCCGCUCCUUCAUCGUCGUGCCCUACCGUUGUCUAGUGGGUGAGUAUGUCAGCGAGGCACUCUUGGUUCCGGAUCGUUGCCGUUUCUUACACCAGGAGCAGAUGGAUUCUUGUGAGAGCUACGUGUACUGGCACAACAUCGCCAAAGAGGCCUGCACAGCUGACAGUCUGGAGCUGCAUAGUUAUGGGAUGUUGUUGCCGUGCGGUGACCGUUUCCGUGGGGUGGAGUACGUCUGUUGCCCAGGCAGGGCAGGAUCGAGUGGACGAGGAGAGACGGAGACUACAGACGCUGUACAAGGAGAAACAACACCCUUUGUGUCCAUAGCUGGAGAAAAAGUGGUCACAAGUGUGAAAACGUCGCCACCCACUCCCAGUCCCUCACCUGAGAUGGACAUCGAGGAAGACGACAUGGAGGAGGAAGAGGAAGAGGUAGUGGAGGAAGAAGCAGAGGAAGAAGAAGAGGAGGAGGAGGAGGGAAAUGAUGAGGAGGCAGCUGAGGUAGAGGAAGCUGAGGAGGAGGAAACUGCAACGACAGUGAAAGACCAGGAAGAGUACGAGUAUCCCAUCGACUCUCAUUUCCAAGGCCAAGACUACAUGGACAACUUCUACUAUGACAAGAACCUCCAGACUGCCAAAGCCUCCACCCAACCUCAAACACGGAUGGACAACCUGCCCACUCCUCGUCCUACAGAUGGUGUCGAUGUUUACUUCGAGAUGCCAGGUGAUGACAGUGAACAUGCCAACUUCCUACGUGCCAAGUUGGACCUGGAGGAACGGCGAAUGAAACGCAUCAAUGAGAUCAUGAAGGAGUGGGCAGAGGCAGACAACCAGUCAAAGAACCUGCCCAAGUCAGACCGCCAGGCACUGAAUGAGCACUUCCAGUCUGUUUUACAGACCCUUGAGGAGCAGGUAGUGGGUGAGAGGCAGAGGCUGGUGGAGACGCACCUGGCCCGUGUUGUUGCCACCCUGAAUAACAACCGUAGACUGGCUCUGGAGAGCUAUCUGAGCGCUGUGCAGAGCGACCCUCCACAGCCGGACCGUGUUCUUCAGGCUCUGAAGCGUUAUAUGGCCGCAGAGCAGAAGGACAGACGACACACUCUACGUCAUUACCAGCACAUUGAGUCUGCUGACCCCCAGAAAGCUGAGCAGAUGAAAUUCCAGGUGUACACACACCUCCAUGUGAUCGAAGAGAGAAUGAACCAGAGCCUGGCUCUGCUCUACAAGGUCCCCGGCCUGGCUGAGAAGCUUCACGAUGAGAUCCAAGAGUUGGUGAGAACAGAGAGGGGGGACAUCAGUGAGCUCAUGACCACUUCCUUUUCUGAGACACGCACCACUGAAGAGCUGCUUCCUGCCGAGAGCGAAGAAGAGUGAGAUGACGAGGAGGAAGAAGACAGGGCUUUCCAGAAUCGCCCCUAUCCACCACGCAUCGACCCCCAGCCUAAUGAAAAGAAAGUUUCAUCAGUGGAUGAGUAUGACUACACCACCUCUGAGAGAGGACCAACUUAUGAAUACGAGGAGAAGAUCAACACGUCUGUAGAGCUGAAGCAGGUGGUCUACAAGUCUCCAGGAAUCCAGAGAGAUGAGCUGCAGCCGGACGUUUUGGAAACGUUUAACCGAGGGGCAAUGGUGGGGCUGCUGGUGGUUGCCGUGGCCAUCGCAAUGGUGAUGGUCAUCAGCUUGUUGUUAGUCCGCCGUAAACCGUAUGGAACCAUCAGUCAUGGCAUAGUGGAGCAGGUCGACCCCAUGCUGACCCCCGAGGAGAGACAGUUAAAUAAGAUGCAGAAUCACGGCUAUGAAAACCCCACUUACAAAUUCUUCGAGCAAAUGAACUGAGGAGGGCUCUGCAGUCCCAAGGCCAUGCCCUCUUCUCUCGCCUCCCGUUUUUUGAUUGGGGUUUCACUGCAACCCCCUCUCCCUCGUACUGUAUGUAUGUCUAUAUGACCGAUGUUCAAAAUGUACAACAAACCCGGCACGCAAAUAGGGAGUUUGUAGUAAAACGUUUGCAUACUACUCUCUCAUCAGGGAGAGACACUAAUAAGAGAAUCCGCAGAGCACCGAAAGCUCCUUUAUCCCCCAGUUUUUGCUUUUGUUCAUGAGGGUGUGGCCCCGCCGAGCAUGUUCGGCCAUUUUAAAAUCUUGGAAUAGCGUCACACUUUCUUUCCGAAUGAAUUAUGUGUUUCAAAGAAGCUAAACAUGAUCGACCUGAGUGGUUUUUGUCAUUUCUAUUUUAAAGCAGAGUUUAUUUCAUUGUGAAACGGUGAAAUGAAUGAUAUAUUUUUGAGUUCACCGGAAGAUGUUUUGACCCUCUAAGAAGACUUAGUUAUAGAUUCGAGUCAUUUUAGACUGCUAGUUUCAUUCUGUUUGACUUAAAACGAACGAGGUUUGUAUUCACAUAUAACUCAUCCGUCAGACAUUCUGGUAGAUUGUUAGUCUCAAAUCACACCGUAAGAAACUAAAUGUUCCACGAACGUUCAUCGAACAAUACUACCCGAAAGCUUAGAAUAUUUUUCUGGUAUUGCUUCUUUAAAAGUCAAUUCUAAGUAAUCUGAAGUCCAUACGCGUAAAGAAAAGCAUGCUAAAUUUGGUGUAUGAUGCUAUAACGUACUUGUGUUGGUCCUGUUUCUUGCUUUUUGAUAAAAAUGAAAAUAUCACAGUGCAACAAUGACGUGUACAUAACUAAAGACGUAACUCAAAUAGACGUUUCUAUCAUUAAUUUGUAUCGACGCAACGUGUGGACGUAAAGAUGACCUUGUGCUGCUCACACAGAGAACGAAACAUUUCCUAACAUGGCUGAAUGAAAACGGACUGUUGUAUAAA
Messenger RNA from Cyprinus carpio (common carp), 3340 nucleotides. RefSeq names its product amyloid beta (A4) precursor-like protein 1. Gene Ontology annotation, molecular function: transition metal ion binding; alpha-2A adrenergic receptor binding; alpha-2C adrenergic receptor binding. The transcript has 17 exons. The record is from RefSeq and is a predicted model, not a curated record. Lineage: Eukaryota; Metazoa; Chordata; Actinopteri; Cypriniformes; Cyprinidae. Gene Ontology annotation, biological process: central nervous system development; axonogenesis. Gene Ontology annotation, cellular component: Golgi apparatus; plasma membrane.